AUGUUCGUCAAGAUUUUUACAUUCCUCCUCCUGCUUGUUGCAGUCUCCUGCGAUCUGAGAAGCCAUAGAGCUCUUCGGCAUGUGGACUCAGUCGGAAGCAGCAAUGUCGCUCCACUUUCCGGUCCUUACCCUAGUAUGGCCCAACUUGAUGCCAGUCCUGGCAAUGCAAAUGCUGUAGGAGUUAAUACACCUUCAAUAGCAGGAGGUACCUCACCCUUAGCCCCGGUGAUGCUUGGUUAA
Messenger RNA from Cylicocyclus nassatus, 240 nucleotides. Lineage: Eukaryota; Metazoa; Nematoda; Chromadorea; Rhabditida; Strongylidae. The record is from the annotation of a GenBank genome assembly.